Molecule: messenger RNA, 2249 nt
Organism: Bubalus bubalis (water buffalo)
Lineage: Eukaryota; Metazoa; Chordata; Mammalia; Artiodactyla; Bovidae
Product: ribonucleoprotein PTB-binding 2
Cellular component (GO): cytosol
Molecular function (GO): mRNA binding
Source: RefSeq, a predicted model, not a curated record
AUGGACUUAAGGGGCGCCCGGGAAGAUGACGGCGGCGAAGGGGGCGCGGCGGCGCCGGGGUCGGGGCUGCGCGGGCCGAGCCCCUUCUCCGAGGCGCGCGGACGCCCGGGCCCCUUACCCGCGGCGCUGCACCCGGAGGAGGUCGCCGCGCGGCUGCAGCGGAUGCGCCGGGAGCUUAGCAACCGCAGAAAAAUCCUGGUGAAGAACCUGCCCCAGGACAGCAGCUGCCAGGAAGUUCAUGAUUUAUUACAAGACUAUGAAUUAAAAUACUGUUAUGUGGACAGAAAUAAGCGAACAGCUUUUGUUACCUUAUUGAACGGGGAACAAGCCCAGAAUGCAAUUCAGAUGUUUCAUCAAUAUUCUUUUCGAGGAAAAGACUUGGUAGUCCAGCUCCAGCCAACAGAUGCUUUGCUAUGUAUCACCAACUUGCCCACUUCUUUUACAUUAGAAGAGUUUGAAGAACUUGUCUGUGCUUAUGGAAAUGUCGAGAGAUGUUUUCUUGUCUACAGUGAAGUUACUGGCCAUUCCAAAGGCUACGGAUUUGUAGAAUACAUGAAAAAGGACUUUGCUGCAAAGGUUCGAUUGGAGCUAUUGGGUAAACAGUUGGGAGCAUCAGCUGUCUUUGCACAGUGGAUGGAUGUUAAUCUACUGGCCGCAGAGCUCAUUCAUUCUAAGUGCCUUUGUAUAGAUAAACUCCCUAGUGACUAUAGGGAUUCAGAGGAGCUGUUGCUUUUUUCCAGUAUCCAUAAACCUGUGUUUUGCCAGCUUGCACAGGAUGAAGGUAGUUAUGUUGGUGGCUUUGCAGUGGUUAAAUAUAGCACUGCAGAGCAUGCUAAAGAGGUUCAACAAGCAGCUGAUGGUAUGACCAUCAAGGGAAGCAAAGUUCAAGUUUCCUUCUGUGCGGGAGCACCAGGGCGAAGUACCUUAGCAGCACUGAUAGCAGCUCAACGUGUGAGGCACAGUAAAAAAAAGGGCUUACUUCCAGAGCCAAAUCCAGUGCAAAUCAUGAAAAGUUUAAACAACCCUGCCAUGUUGCAAAUUCUUCUACAACCCCAGCUCUGCGGGCGGACUGUUAAACCAGCAGUUCUUGGAACACCUCACAGCUUUCCGCAUCUGAUGAAUCCAUCCAUCUCCCCUGCAUUUUUACACUUGAAUAAAGCACAUCAGAAUCUUUCUCAUGUACCACUGGCUCAGCAACAGCUAAUGAAGUUUGAGAAUAUACAUACCAAUAAUAAACCGGGCUUACUUGGAGAACCCCCAGCUAUGGUACUUCAGACUGCCGUAGGGAUAGGGUCACCGCUUCCAUUGAAAACAGAGCUGGGCCAUCUUGAAGAAGUACAUAAAACAGCACCUAAUUUGAUUCCAACUCAAACAACUAUAACAACUGGCAUGGGCAUGUUACCAUUCCUUCCAAAUCAGCACAUUGCUGGACAAGCUGGACCAGGGCAUGGGAGCACUCAGGAGAAACAGCCAGCAUUGGUGGGAAUGGCAGAAGGAAAUUUCUCAGGGUCACAGACUUAUCUGCAGAGCUUUCCAAACCUUACUGCUGGUGGCUUGCUCACAGGACAUCAAAAGCAACAACAAAGUCAGCCAAAAGGCCUGGAGAUAAGUUCAGGGGCUGCCUCUAAGAAGCAGACUUCACUCUUGGGAGAGCCACCAAAAGAAAUUCGGCUCAGUAAAAAUCCAUUCUUGAACUUGGCAAGUGUGUUGCCCAGUGUGUGCUUAUCAUCCCCUGCAAGUAAAACCACUGUACAGAAGACUGGAAUUGCAAGCAGCAUUCUGGAUACAAUCUCUCAGGGAAAUGAAUCACAACACACAUUGGAGAAGUGCAUUGCUUACUCUCAGCCUUUUGGUGAUUAUGCACAGGUCUCAUCUUUAAGAAAUGAAAAGCAAGGCUCAUCAUAUCUCGUCUCUGCCCCAGAAGGUGGUUCAGUGGAAUUUGUUGACCAGCAUUCUCAGGGCACAGGAGCAUAUUACAUGGAAACCUACUUAAAAAAGAAGAGAGUGUACUGAGUUAAGUUCUCUCCUUAUAAACUCAUAAGGUUCUUUGCAGUAUCUCUGCUGUUCAUCGCUGCCUUAACUACAUGCAGACUAGCCAUAUCCUUUAAAUUACGGGUUUAUAACUUCCCAGAACGAACUGUGUUGUGCAGCAGGCAGAAUUGCCAAGUAAAAAAAGUAAGUAGCAAUAAGAGACAUCAGUUGAGGACAUAUUCCACUAGAAUUAGACACAUCUUAAUCAGUGUGCUAUU